Cicer arietinum (chickpea) is the source of this 1210-nucleotide messenger RNA. RefSeq lists its product as uncharacterized. Lineage: Eukaryota; Viridiplantae; Streptophyta; Magnoliopsida; Fabales; Fabaceae. Gene Ontology annotation, molecular function: S-adenosylmethionine-dependent methyltransferase activity. The record is from RefSeq and is a predicted model, not a curated record.
UUCAUUGUUUUGCAUAACUUUUCAUGUUUUCUUCUCAAAUUGAGAACAAAAGUUUUUAUUAUGGAGCCCAACAUUUUUUUCCUUUCUUUUCUGGCCAACUUGAAUCCAAAUGAUGAAAAAGAUCUUAAGAAAAAGUAUUUUCUCUCCUCAUAUUUAUUUUCUUCUUAUAUUCACCCUUUCCAAACACAACCUAAAUAAGAUAAAAAAAAUAACGAAACCCACAGUCAGGAAACAGAAUGAUUCCCGUCUCGUGCAGUUCUGCUUCCGUCGACGUGCUCGCCGGCACUUAAGCUUCCACUCACGUCGCGUGUAGUUCCUUCGCCAAGAUUCUCUUUCGCGUUGUCAAUGCUGGUGGUUUGAAACACCAAAACAUGAAAUUUUAGGUCAGAUCUGUAGAAAUUCUGAAAUCUCUGCGGAGCAAACUCGUUUUCAAAACGCGAUUUAAAAGCAGCAUCAGGAACCACUACAAUGGAUAAACAAAUACACACAUUCUUACAUAAACUUUCAUUCGUCGCAAUAACCAUAGCUUCAAUAACACUCGUCUCUCUCUUCCUCCGUACACCCGAGACAUGUGUACCCCCCGAAGCCCCAUCCAAACCCCACCUCCGUUUCCCCAAAUCCACCUGUGACUUCACCACCAACCGCCCUCACCUCCCAUCCGACAAAAAAAACAACCGUCUCUGGUCCUCACGUGACUGGAACAACAAACUCCACUCUAUCUCCCUUCUCUUCCUUCCUAUUCGCGAUCUUGGCCUUCUCCCUAACCACUCCAAAAUCCUCUGUGUAUCCGCCGGUGCCGGUCACGAAGUCGCCGCGUUGUCGCGACUUGGCGUUGAGGAUGUUACCGGUGUUGAGAUUUUUGACUCUCCGCCUCUUGUUAGCCGAGCUGAUCCGCAUAAUUUGCCGUUUUUUGAUGCUGCUUUUGAUUUUGCUUUUACGGCGAGGUUUGAUGAGGCGCUUUUUCCGGCUAGAUUUGCGGCUGAGAUGGAGAGGGUUGUUAGGCCUGGUGGUGUUUGUUUUGUUCUUGUUGGGGAGUGCGGGCCACGUGAGGUUAGGGAUGUUGUGAGGUUAUUUAGGAAUUCUAGGUUUGUUAGUUCCAGUAAUGUUAGUUUGGUUGGAAUUAGAAUGACUAGUAUUCUUAUGAGAACUAGAAAAUCUUAUUCUUAAUUCAUGCUUACAUUUUUCAAAUAUAAUUAUAUAAUUUUGUGUA